Molecule: messenger RNA, 1741 nt
Organism: Hemibagrus wyckioides
Lineage: Eukaryota; Metazoa; Chordata; Actinopteri; Siluriformes; Bagridae
Product: C-type lectin lectoxin-Thr1-like
Exons: 3
Source: RefSeq, a predicted model, not a curated record
UUCAGUGGUGCUGACAGGUUCAUCCGCAUCUCUAGUCCUUAUUUGUCCUGGACUGAUGCUCAGGCUUACUGUCGAUCACAUCACACAGACUUGGCCAGUGCUCUUAACAGUUCAGAUAACAACUUCCUGUUUCAGUUGUGGAAUACCCAGGGUGAUUCCUGGAUUGGGCUCUACAGAGACACGUGGAAGUGGUCAGAUGGGACACCUGCAACAAACCUUCCAUGGGUUCCUGGAGAACCUGAUAAUAAAUAUGGCAAUGAGAACUGUGCAUCGCAAAUUAACAAAGUGUUCAAUGAUUAUUUAUGCGGCACACCAGCCUAUUUCUACUGUCACACCAUUCUACCAGUGAGGGAACAGCAGAUAUUGAGACUGCAGGUGAAGUCUGAUGGCAGUGUGUUAGAUCCUGCUGUACAGUCGUCUAUUUUAGAGCAGAUCAAGCAGAAACUGGCAGAAAAAGGCAUGUUGGAGAACACCACAGUGACCUGGAGGGUGCAGACAGAUGGAAACAUCUUCCAGAAGAAAAACAAGGAUGAUCUGUAAUGUCUAGGUCAGGGAUGUCACACUUAGAUACAGUCUGUCAGCAUUUUUGAGACAUUCUAAAAAGCUUUUAAAGUCUUUUUUGUUUUCACAUAUCUAAUAUAUUCCUUUAACUAACACCAAUAACUGACUCAGAAAAUAGAAUGUGUAUUUCUAUAGGAAAACGAAGGGCUAAUAGAAACUUUUAAAUGCCUGCUAGAGUUUACUAUAAAAGAAACUUGGAUCAGGAUUUAUAAUAUAAUAUGUAAAUUUCUAAAUUAUUAACAUGCUGUUAUUCAACCUCUGUAAAACUUCCAUAUAUUUACUCCAGGGCAAAACUAUUAAUAUGGGCAGAUUUCUUAAUAAUAAAUCACAAGUUGGUGGGACUCAUACUUACUCAUUCAUCUGUACAGCUCAGAAAACUAGUCAUGAUUUUAUUUUGGAUUCUUCUUAAGUGCUCUGAAAUUCAUUUCUGGUCAUUCCACUGUCAGCAGAACAUAUAACCUGACCACCAGCUGUGGUAUUUUAUAGUGACUGCCUUCAGACAUCACUAUGGAUCUGCUGUGAAUUCUGGAGUGUACAAUGAGCUUUUUUUAUUAUUUAUUUUCAUACCAAAAUACCUGAUGCUGUGAGCUGGAUUUAGCCUUUAAUCCUGGUGUUGGACACACAUGGUCUAAUUGAUUUUUUUAAAAUAAUUAUUUAACAGACAACAUUUCCGCUUUACACCAGUAGGGGGAGCGUUAGCAUCUGUUUAAAGUAUACGGAAUUUUUGUGGGCAGUUUGUAACACACCCUUUUUGACUUCACCGCCUCAAAUGACAAUAGUUUUACAGAAAAUAUUUAAAAUUUAACACAUUGAAGUGUUUACUGUUAGUGGCCACUCAACAUGAUGCAGAGGGCAAGUCUCUUUCUAGAAUAAUCUUAAUAUAAAAGUUAUAGAAUGUGAUAGAAUUUCUAAUCAAUGAUAUGGGACAUAAACAGUCAAACAUACUUGCUGCAAUUAAUGUAUUUUUUUCUUUUUAAAAAUGCUAUUUUAUUUUUCUACACACAUUAUAAUAUACAUAGGGCCAAUAAAAAUCUGCGGUCACUAAUUCACAGUCAUAAUAGAAUUACGUUUAUUAUGGCCUGCUAUUACUAAUUCAAUAUACAGCAUUUUUAUAUUCACCAUCACAUCACUUCAAAACUGUCCUCAUAUCAUCAACAAACAGAGAAAAGGGUCAGAAUUU